ACCUCAAGAACGGUUCAAGGGUUAAAGAACACAACCCUGCACACCUCGCAACAGCUGGCAACACUGCGCAGUGAAAUUCAGUGGGACAUCGUCAGCAGUCAAUCGAAAAUUAGCCAAAACAAGUGAAUUGUGAGGUACCAACGGGAAUCGAAAACCGGCAGUCAAGAUGUCUCUGGGACCGUUCUUUCGUUCGCCGUUCACCGAUCUGACCGCAUCGAUGGUCAACUUCCAGCAGUACGACAAGUGCGGUGAGCUCGAGAUGGCUUCCAUCGACUGCCUGGAGGCGUACGGUACGGUGCGAGGAGCGAAGAAGUGUGCUGACCUGCUGGCCGAUUUUCAGGAGUGCGCGUUCAUGACGAAACAGAUCGCCAGAUUCCGGGCCAUGCGUAUGGAGAGACAUCGUCAAGGAUUCAACGGAGACCGCAAGGACGAAGGCUACUAUGCUCCGCCACCACGCGUCGAUGCUUACUAGAAAUUUGAUGGCAGUGUGGUGUUAGAGACCGAGAAACGGAGGGACUCGCGGAUUCCUUGUAAAUUUAAUGCUGUAAUACAUUCAACAGCUACCUUGAAACCUGCA
Molecule: messenger RNA, 577 nt
Organism: Anopheles aquasalis
Lineage: Eukaryota; Metazoa; Arthropoda; Insecta; Diptera; Culicidae
Gene: ND-15
Product: NADH dehydrogenase (ubiquinone) 15 kDa subunit
Source: RefSeq, a predicted model, not a curated record